Messenger RNA from Papaver somniferum (opium poppy), 2286 nucleotides. RefSeq lists its product as uncharacterized. The transcript has 8 exons. The coding region runs from base 1 to 2286 and encodes 761 amino acids. The record is from RefSeq and is a predicted model, not a curated record. NCBI's taxonomy places the organism in Eukaryota, Viridiplantae, Streptophyta, Magnoliopsida, Ranunculales, Papaveraceae.
AUGGCAGAAGAAGAAGAAGAAGAGUUUAAUCAUGAUUUCUGGGUUGAAGCUACUACACAAGCAAGUGUUCUUGAAGAUAUUUACAGAUUGAGUGAAGAAUAUAAGAAGAGUGAUGAGUUUUUAGUUCAACUUCCAAAUAUUGAAGAAGAUGAGUGCCAUCCUGAUGAGGAUAUCAAUAAUGUUGAGAAUGGGUAUUUAUUUGACAAGGGAAGUGACAGUGAGAGUGAAGGUGAAGGUGAAGGUGAUUCUGAUAGUGUUGAUGGGGAUCCAGACUUUGGUGAAGUUGAGGUGGAAAAUGACAAAGAAGAAGACCAUUAUGGGGACUUACUGGAUUCUGAGUCUGAAAAGGAACAAGAAGGUGAAGAUGAUGAUGUUGGGGUGGAGAAGGCUUCAGUUGAGUGCAGUGGUGUUACACAUGACAAUUCAGAGUUUGAGAAGGAAUAUGCAGAUCACCUUAAGGAAGAAGAUAAUCAGGAUAUGUUCCCAGCUGAAGAUGAAGAGUCAUUGGAUCCAAAUGACCUCAUAGUUGGAAGUAAGUUUAUGAGUAAAGAUUUCUUUUAUGCACAUGUGAAUAACUAUUGUAUCAUGAAAAAACAUCAGACUUAUGCUACUAAGAGUUCCACAACCAAGCUGAGGCUCAAGUGCAUUCAUUGGAGUACUCAAGAAUGUCCAAUGUACAUUUAUGGCAUGGUCAAGAAAGGUGAAGGUAAGACUUUUACACUUAGAGGCUUUACCGUCACUCACACCUGCAAUGGUGACAAAGAUGACUUGAACAAGCUUGCAACACCAAAGUAUGUAGCUGACUGGUACUAUGAGAAGAUGAAGACUGAGCUUGGAAUUAAUGAACCAGUACCAUGUCCAGAUGACUUAGCAACACAGUUCAAUAAAGCCAGAAAAAUGAAUAUAAGGUAUCAUACUGCAUGGAGAGCCAGGGUGAAGGUGUUGGAGAAACUACAUGGAAGUUAUGAGAAGAGAUACUCACUGGUGCCUGCAUUCUGUGAAAUGGUCAAGAUGACAAAUCCAGGCAGUAUAGCAGGACUGGAUGCUCAAAAUGGAUUAUUUCAAUUAGGUAUAACGGUAUGCAGGAAUGAGACAAUAGAGAAUUGGAAGAUAUUUUUGGAGGAUUUGAAGAAGCUGCUGGGUGAUGAUCAUGAGUUUACCUUCAUCUCUGACAAGCAGAAGGGGAUUUUAGAAGCUGUUGAUUAUCACUUUUCCUUGUUUGAGCACAGACAAUGUGUCAGGCACUUGAUGGCCAACUUUAAGAAGUACUACAAGGGGUACAGUAUUCAGACUCAUCUUUGGAAUGUUUCCAAGUGUUAUAACAUCAAACACUUCAAUCAACAUAUGGAUGCUAUGGCAGCUGAGAGUAUAGAGGCUGCAAGAUUUCUCAUGGAUGAAAGGCCUGAAACCUGGUCUAGGGCUCAUUUUCCAACUACUAGCAAAUGUGAGCACAUCAAAAACAACUUCUCAGAAUCCUUCAACAAUAUGGCAAAGAAGAUUAGAGACAAGCCAAUCUGCAAGCUAGGUUUGAUGUAUGGACAACUGGUGAUGGGACUUCUCAACAAGAGGAGGAAUGAAGAUGCAAAAUGGAAGGAUGGUGACCUUGUUCCAAAGGAAGUGCAGCUGAUUACCAAGAUGUGUGACUUGACCACAAAUUUUCAACUACAGAGUGCUGUUAGGGGGAAAGUAUAUGAGGUUACAAGUUAUCAUGGAGCCAUCUUUGUUGUGGAUUUUCCAAAGAGGAAUUAUAGCUGUUUGCAAUGGCAAUUGAGGGGUUUUUCCUGCCAGCAUGUUGUCUGUGCUCUAAAGCCAUUGAGACCUGUUUGGGUUGAGUAUUGUGACAAGUAUUAUUGGGUUGACAGCUACAAGAGAACAUAUGCUCCAGAGUUCAACCCAUUGUUGGGCCCAAAAGACUAUGAAAAGGUACCAAAGGAUAGAACCUGUGUUGAUGGUGAUACUUUCAUAGCUUAUGAAUCUGGUCCAUCAAAGAGGAACAAGAAAGCUGCAAAAGUUGUUCAUGGUUCAUCUGCAGGUCAAAGUACCAGUGUAAGGGGUGCAACUAAGACCAAAUCCAAUAGCCAGAGCUGUGUUGGUGAAUCAUCUAAGCAAGCUGUUGCAAGAUCUGAAAAAGGUGUUAAGGGAAAGACAAAAGAAAAAGUUGGAACUUCUCAAGCCUCAUGUAUGAAUCAGAACUUCAAGAAUGUUAGUACAGUUAGCAACAAUGUCAACUUCACAUUGUCAGAUCCAAAGAUCAAGAAGAAAAAAAAGAAGUAUAUGAAGAUCUGA